GUCAACAAAUUUUUUAACACACGUCCUCGGAAUAUUGUUUUACUAAUUUUGAAUUGAUUUUUACUUAUUUCCAUCUGCUUUAAUAUAGAAAAAUUUCAGUAACACACAAUUCAUCAUUUCACACGGACCCUUUAUUCUUGUAUUCUCGAAAUUACAAAAAACAUGUCUUUCAAUUCGAUUCUCUGUUGUCAUCAAACACUGAUUCUCCUCAGUGUUUUGUUACUUUUCACUUCUUCACAUAAUUAUAAUAAUCUCUGCUCUGCAAACGAUGAACUAAAUAAUAGCACUCAUGGUUUCUUCACAAUUUCCAGUUUCACCUACCCUCAAACUACUCUUAGCCCCUUUGAUUUUCAUUAUAUUAGAGUUGAUAUACCGCCGUGGUUUUCUGCAGUCUCCAUAGCAUUGAAUUCAGAUGUAGACCUUGAUGUUACGAAAAUCGAAAGGGUUCCAAAAAGAUCACUGCCAAUAAUAUGCUUUAGAGAUGGAAGUCCCCCUCUACCAGAUGCUUUAAACACAUCUCUGAAAUAUUCAGCUAUCUCAGGAAUAAAUGGUCUUGAUACGGAGCAGUGCUUUCCUAUGGAGAAAAAUAUCACUAUGAAAUUGACUAAUGAACUGAUAUCUCCAGGUGCUUGGUACAUUGGUCUUUUCAACGGCAUCGGAGAUGCAAGAACACAAUCAAGGAUGAUUAUUCGAGGCACAUCGUACUCCUUUAGUGCCAAUAUAAGUGUGGAAGCUUGCACAAAUUCGAUGAUGAGAGGGGAGUUCUGUAACAGCACCGUCAAUCCACUUUCAUGCACAACAUCUGAUGUCUAUAAUUCUACGAAGGCGGCUACACUGAAGAAGCCAACGAUUGAAAAUGCGGUGACCUGCAAAAGUAACUUUGAAACUUUGUGUGUUCAGGAAGGCGUACCUAACUUAUAUUCCUUGGAUAUUAAUAAUGUGGUCGAAGAAUUGACCAUUACGGCUGAAAAUAUCAGAUUCAAUAUUACACCUUCAAGUAACGCUUCUAAUGCAAGUGAUGUUAAUUUAUUGUGUUUUGCUCGCCACGGUGCAAUACCUGCAAAUAGUUUGUAUGAUUAUUCCAGUGAUUUAAAUAAAGCCCCUCUGGUUAUUCGUUCUCCACUGAUCGGGCGUUGGUACAUUAGUGUAUUACCGGUUAAUCUUACAAAAAAGUUUGGAGAGACUCAUGACGGUGAUGUAAAAGUUUGCUAUUCUCUUGAAUCACAAAUGCUUCAGUGUCCACUUGGAAAAGCUGGACCAAAUUGUACAACGAGUAGCUAUGCACUUCAGACAGUUCUAAGGACAAGUCCAAUCCCGUUUGAAUCAUAUUAUUUGCCUAUUGGUGAAGGAGAAUAUUCUUCUGCCAAUUUUCCUCUCGAACCACUUUUAAAUAACUCAUCAAACUUAGGAGAAUCCAAUGACAUUUGGACUUAUUUUACUUUCGACAUUCCUCGUGGUGCAGCUGGCCGAAACAUUCACAUACGGCUAUCCUCAAAUACGAAGAUCAAUUACGAAGUUUAUGCGAGAUUCGGUGGAUUGCCUUCUGUUGAUAUAUGGGACUAUUAUUAUGCUAACAAGACACAGAAAAGCGACCAAUCAAUGUUUUUCAUGCUAUAUGAUUCGAACGAUAAUAAUGUUGAUUUUUACAUUAUUUAUGCUAGAGAAGGAACUUGGAGUUUUGGUCUAAGACAUGUCAAUAUUAGCAGUGAUUCUUUGAAACAGAAAACUAUCAUGUCUAUUUCACUUGAAGGAUGCCCGAAACAAUGCUCCUCUCAUGGAACCUGUAAAUCUUCUUUUGAUGCUACCGGAUUGACGUCAUACAGCAUCUGUUCUUGUGAUCGAAACCAUGGUGGCUUUGACUGUAGCGUCGAAAUUGUGUCACAUAAAGGGCACAUACUUCAAUCAGUUUUUCUGAUAGGAUCAAAUGCUGCAGCCAUACUUCCUGCCUUUUGGGCGCUUCGACAGAAGGCGUACGCGGAAUGGGUUAUAUUCACAGCCAGUGGAAUUUCGAGUGGAAUAUAUCAUGCAUGCGACGUAGGGACCUGGUGUGCAUUGAACUUCGGUGUUCUACAGUUUAUGGACUUCUGGCUCUCUUUCAUGGCCGUGAUUAGCACUUUUGUGUAUCUAGCUACCAUCGAUGAAGUAUAUAAGAGGGCAAUCCACACAACUGUGUUUAUCUUUACUGCUCUCAUGUCGAUAACUAAUGCAACCAGGUCUUCAAAUAUUGUUCUUGUGAUUGUGAUUGGGGCUCUUGGCCUUCUUAUUGGAUGGUUGAUAGAAAUGUCAACAAAGUAUAGGUCCCUUUCAUUUUCAUUUUCAUUUUCAUUUGGAUUCUCGCCAAAUUUCCUUCAAAGUUUGUUAACUAUAAAGCUAUGGUUCUAUAAUCUUGUGAAGACACUUUUGAGACGGUUCCAUUGGGGUUUGAUAUUGGCCGGAUUUGCCGCAUUAUUCAUGGCAGGAGUAAGCUGGAUGCUUGAAACAAGUGACAGCUACUGGAUUUGGCAUAGCUUUUGGCAUGCUACAAUAUACACAUCUUCUUUCUUCUUCCUUUGUUCAAAAGCAAAUAUUGUUGAUGCUGAGAAUCAGUUACCUAGAAGUGAAACCUAUGCUCUAACUCGUCAGAAUUCAUUUUCGAGAGAAUAGUUAGAAGAAUAUUAUACAGAAUUGGUAGGUGCAAAUAGCAAAAGGGAAUGUGAGGUAUAGUUUUAGUGUUAAGAUUUUUUGCACAGUCAAAUAAUCAUAAUCGUCAGAUCAUUAAAAACGUUUGACUUCAGUCAUAACUAUUUCUAUAGUCAGACACUCACACAUGAUUGACUGUGAUUUGUUGACAGUGUAAUUUUUUUAUACUGAUAGUAUGAAAAUUAAACUCUAGUUUGAAUUUUAUUUUUUUA
Messenger RNA from Trifolium pratense (red clover), 2891 nucleotides. RefSeq lists its product as uncharacterized. Bases 163 to 2643 code for a protein of 826 amino acids. The record is from RefSeq and is a predicted model, not a curated record. Gene Ontology annotation, cellular component: plasma membrane. Lineage: Eukaryota; Viridiplantae; Streptophyta; Magnoliopsida; Fabales; Fabaceae. The transcript has 14 exons.